Molecule: messenger RNA, 1962 nt
Organism: Thecamonas trahens ATCC 50062
Lineage: Eukaryota; Apusomonadida; Apusomonadidae
Product: A682L protein
Exons: 2
Coding region: 99-1937 (612 amino acids)
Biological process (GO): regulation of gene expression
Cellular component (GO): nucleus
Molecular function (GO): protein binding
Source: RefSeq, a predicted model, not a curated record
CCACCUCGCCUGACCCCACGCACGUGUCGCCAAUCCGCCGCCGAGGCCAACCGGAGGGAGGCCCAAGCCAUUGUUCCUGACACACACUACAGCCACCCAUGCGAGCGGCAUCUCCCUCGCUUACUAGCCGAGUCCUUGCUGCUGCCACGGCAGGCGAUGUGGUGGCCCUUGCCCAUGCCGGGGUCCAGGUUGCCAAAGACGGACAGGUCGCUGAAGACGGACAGGUCGGUGCAGAUGGACUGGUCGCUGACGGCGGAGACGGCGGAGACGGCGGAGACGGUGGAGACGGUGGAGACGGAGGAAACGGUGGAGACGGGCAAGCUGGUGCUGAUGCCCAGGCUGGUGCUGACGCCCAGGCUGGUGCUGAUGCCCAGGCUGGUGCUGACGCCCAGGCUGGUGCUGACGCCCAGGCUGGUGCUGAUGCCCAGGCUGGUGCUGAUGCCCAGGCUGGUGCUGACGCCCAGGCUGGUGCUGAUGCCCAGGCUGGUGCUGAUGCCCAGGCUGGUGCUGACGCCCAGGCUGGUGCUGAUGCCCAGGCUGGUGCUGACGCCCAGGCUGGUGCUGAUGCCCAGGCUGGUGCUGAUGCCCAGGCUGGUACUGAUGCCCAGGUUGGUGCUGACGCCCAGGCUGGUGCUGAGAGCCAAGGCGGGACCAUUGGCGACGGCACCGGCGCGUCUCCCGUCCGGCGCUCGAUGCCGGUGGCGGUGGAGACGAGCCCACCGAGCGGCUCGCCCAUGCGUGCAGCGCGGUCGCUGCUUGACGCACGGGAUGGAUCCGGAUGGACUCCGCUUCAUCUCGCUGCCUACCACGGCCACGCCGAGUGUGUCCGCUGGCUGCUGGCAGUUGGCGCCGACGUGACCGCCACGAACAUCGCCGGCGACACACCGCUGCACAAGGCCGUCGCCUCCUCGCCUGACGUCCUCACCGCCAUACUGAAGCUCACACGCGAAGACAGCCCACCCCGAACCCGUGCACUCGACGUCGAGGCGAGAAAUCUGUCCGGCGAUACGCCGCUGCAUCGCGCUGCCGCCGGCUCCAACCUAGCUGCCGUCCGGGCGCUGCUGGGUGCUGGCGCCACGCCCUACGCCUACAACCUUGAGGGUCUCCGCCCGGUUGAUGUCGUCGGCUCACUUCCCUGGGCUACCAGUGAGCCCGGAGCUGCCGAUGGCACCCUCGCCGUCCUUCAAGCCGCCAUGGAGGCACGCACCCCGCCACCGACGCUCUCGGCUUCGGGUUCGCUCCCGCGCAGCGUCGUUGUCGCUGAGGUCGCCACCCAGCAGCUCGCCGACUCGUGUCCGUUGCUCGGCUCAGAAACGGUCGCUGCACCGGGCAGCGUUGUCUCGCCGCUCAGCUUUGCCCCACUCCGCCCGGCAUCACCCGCCUCGCAGCCACUGGCCUCGCCGCCGCCAUCUCGAGACGACCCCGCUCCCGCAGAGUCCGCCGAGCUCGCUGCGCUCAAGGCAGAGCUCGCCGCCCGUGAUGAGCUCCUUGCCGCAGCUAGCGAGGAGCAGCGCGAUCGCGACGAGACCAUCGCCCGGCUCACCACCGAGCUCGAGGCAAGUCGGGCACGCGAGACUGCACUGCAGAGUGAGAUGGGUGCGCUCGCCGACGAGCGCGACGAGCUCCGGACGCAGUUGCAAGAGGCGUCGCGACAGGUUCGUGACGCGCAGCGCGAUCACGACACGCUCAGCAAGAAGAUGCACGACGCGCUCAAAGCCCACGAAGAGACGGUCAAGACGCGCGACGAGGCAUACGGCGAACGCGAUGCCAUCCGCGCCCAGAACGACAUUCUCGAGAUGACCAACCGUAUUCAGCGGGAGCAGCUCGCUGCGGCGAACAUCAAGCUCGAGGCCGUCACCGCAAAAUACAACGAGCUGCAGGAUCACUUUACCGCCAUCCUCGACGAGUCGGUCGACGAGGUCGAGGGCCUUGACUGAUAAGUGUAAACAAAGUAUUGCCGGC